Molecule: messenger RNA, 1828 nt
Organism: Cryphonectria parasitica EP155
Lineage: Eukaryota; Fungi; Ascomycota; Sordariomycetes; Diaporthales; Cryphonectriaceae
Product: NAD-dependent deacetylase sirtuin-2
Exons: 3
Coding region: 1-1335 (444 amino acids)
Molecular function (GO): NAD+ binding
Source: RefSeq, a predicted model, not a curated record
AUGGGCCAGGAGCAGUCCAACCUGAUUGAGGAGGACACCCCUCCUAAAAAGCUCUCCCAGCGCAGUCUGUCUGGUAUCGCUGAGUAUAUCAAGCAUGGCUGUCGAGGUCGAAUUGUGGUAAUGACAGGCGCAGGCCUGUCCACUGCUGCCGGAAUACCCGACUUUCGUUCCCCCACGACCGGCCUCUAUGCCAAUCUCGCUCGCCUCAACCUUCCCUACGCCGAGGCCGUCUUUGACAUCUCCUACUUUCGCCAGAACCCCGACCCUUUCUACGUUCUUGCUAAGGAGCUGUACCCGGGCAACUACUCGCCCACCAUCUCCCACGUCUUCAUCGCCCUCCUCGCCAAAAAGAACCUGCUGUCGAUGCUCUUUACGCAGAAUAUCGACUGCCUGGAGCGACAGGCCGGCGUUCCCGCCGACCGCAUUGUCGAGGCCCACGGCAGCUUUGCCAGCCAGCGCUGCAUUGAGUGCGGGCGGUCGUUCCCCGACGAGAGCAUGAAGACCCACGUGGCUCAGGGCAUCGUUCCGCGGUGCACCGACCACAAGUGCGGCGGGCUCGUGAAGCCGGACAUUGUGUUCUUUGGCGAGCAACUGCCUGCGGCCUUCCACGCCAACUGGUCCGUGGCCACCACGGCCGACCUUGUGAUUGUCAUGGGCACGAGCCUCACCGUGCAGCCCUUCGCCAGCCUGCCAGACGCGGGCCCGGACGACACCCCGCGCCUGCUAUUCAACAUGGCGCGGGUGGGCUCGUUCGGCACCCGGUCUGAUGACGUGCUCGAGCUGGGCGACUGUGACUCGGGCGUCAGGAAGCUGGCCGACGAGCUGGGCUGGCGCGACGAGCUCGAGGCCGAGUGGCGGCGGGUCGUCGGCGACAAGGAGGCCGAGAAGCAGCUUCAGAGCCUUCCGGAGCGUGAGGCCGCCCUGCAGGACGAGGUGGAGAACCUGGCGGACCAGGUCGGCUUCGGCCUGAGGAUUGACGACGCCACUUCUCACUCAGAGACCACCAAGUCUGACAGCGAAGAAGACUUUACCGUGGGAUGGGAUGCGGUGGAGCCUACAAGCCGCCUCGGCCGUGUCAUUGACAGUCCUGUUGUAACGACUGCAACGACGGCCUCUCCUCCUCAUGGCUCAGAUAUCACGCAGACUGGCGAGGCUAACAGCCGGGAGGGGGAGGAUCUCGUCGUGGGACGGGAUGCUCUCAAGCCUGCAAGUCUUGGACGUGUCAUCGAUGGUCCGGCUGAUCAACACCGUCCCGAGACCAAGAACGACGGCGCAUCAGUGCCCGAGGUCCCAGCCGGCGAGUCCACAUCAUCGGCCGACCCCCGCAGCCCUUGAGACCAGUGAGGGAGUGAACACGCAUCAACAAGGGAUCAAGGGUGGUGAUACUACUCUGACCAUAUCACCACGAACAACUUGGCGUUGCAAGGGAAAACGACGAUUUGGGGUUUUCAUUUUCAUUCUAUGUUUGGGUGUAGUUUGUUUGCGCGAUCACUGUUGGACAGAUACUACAAGGCUUUGCUGCCCGGCCCCAUCGGGAAUCGUGUUGGUUUGGGACUCAUGAUACCACGCCUUUGCAUCUUGGGCCUGUUCUUGCAUGGUAGAGACCACAUCGGGGUCUCUGGGUUAUGGCGCACCUGGACGACAGGAUCAUGUUUUCACAGAACGGGGCUGCUUGCUGGACGCUCCUGACGGACAGCAGUCUGGUGGCGUUCUUUGGGAUGGUUUUCUUUCUUGAAAGGCAUUUCAUGGGGGAAUAGGAGUUUUCUUUGCUAAUCAACACGACACUCUAUGUGUCUACUGAAUGAACACCACUGAUGAUCUCUCUCUC